CUGAGUGAUCAACUGGGUAUAUCGCCGGUCCAUCUCGCCCUUGUCUGAUCACAGACAAUGUCCAAUUCCACGGCCAGCAUGGCCAAUGGCCAUGCAGUGCCUCCCUCGCAUCCCGCCCCGGACAUCUUCAAUGCCAGCUCCGUUGCCGAGAUCAAGGCCACCUUGUCGCACCUGCACCACCAGGAGGCCUCUGUUACAGCUCGCCUGGAUGCCCUCGUGGCCUCCCAGAAGGAUUUCUCUCGCGAAUUGGGCCGACUCGACUUACUCCGCGCCCAUCUCGGUUCCCAGACCAGCACCACCCGCGCCAUCAGCCAUGGCAUGCUGGCCGAUGCCGCAACCACCGCCGAUCGCAUCUCCAGCGCCGUCCGUCGCCUUGAUCUAGAACAAUCCCGCGUGAAGGCAACCCUGGAAGUGGUGGAACAGGUCUCUGAGCUCAAGGCCUGUGUGCUGGGCGUUGCAGGCUCCAUGGGUGCGCCGCAGGACUGGGAGACCGCCGCCAGCUAUCUGAACCGGGCCUCUAAGAUCCCCCCGGAGGUCGCGCAGGGGGCCUUUGCCGCGGAAAUGGUGCCGACGGCCGAGGUGCCCGAUCCGCCAAAUGUCACGCUUGAUAACGCCGCGGAAUCGCUCUGUGGCUUGUUCCUGCGCGAAUUCGACAAAGCCGUCAAGGAGAACAACGGUGCCCGCAUCACACGCUUUUUCAAGCUCUUCCCCCUCAUCGGUCGGUCCGAGGUGGGUCUGGAUGUCUACGGCCGCUAUGUCUGUCAAGGCGUGGCGGCGCGAGCUCGAUCCAACCUCAACGCCGGCACAGGGGCUUCGCCAAGCAAGGACGGCUUCUUCUACGCCAAUGCGCUGACCAAGCUGUUCGAACAUAUCGCUCAGAUCAUCGAUGGUCACGGCGGCCUGGUGGAGCGUCACUACGGCCCGCGUAAGAUGAACCGAGUCAUUGAGCGUCUGCAGCUGGAGGCCGAUGUCCAAGGAGGCAUCAUCCUGGACACUUGGAGCGACGAGCGCCAUGUUGACCGAAAGCUGACCGACACCAAGUCCUACGCUUUCACUUUCCUCGUGCAGAGCUUCCUCCCUCCGCAGCGCAGCGGAACCCCCCGGUCCAACUCGCCUGCCGUACGCGAUGCCGCUGCAGCCGAUGAUGAGGGCGUAGAUAUGAAGGAGAUCGACGGGCUCCUCAACGAGAUGGCUGUCAUGCUUGGUCGCUGGUCUCUAUAUUGCCGGUUCCUGGCCGACACCUGCAAUCCCCCGGAAGCGGAUGAUGACCAGAAGUUCGCCCUGCCGCGAUUCCUCCGGGAAUCGACCCUGGCGAAGAAGAUCAACGACCGCCUGGCCUCUCCAUUCAACACCAUGACCACAUUCUUCUUCCGCCGGUCGGUUGAGAAGGCGUUCCAGCUGGACGAACAGCCCUCCGGCCUGACCCUCAACCCGCAAAGACCGCUCAAAUCCGAGCCGCCACACAUCACGUCCGCUGUCGACGACAUCAUGUACAUCGUCAACAAGGUCCUGCAGCAGUCUCUCGUCACAUCGCAAAUCUCCGUCGUCACCAGCGUCGUGCCCACGCUCUCGCGCGUCCUCGGCUCCGACUUUAUCGGCAUGACCCAGCGCAAAAUGCGCGAUGAAUGCUACCCCCGCGCCGCCGUCCAGGGCGGCCAACCUCCCGAGCAACUCGUCAUCUCCUUCCUCGUCCUCAUCAACAACCUCGACGUCGCCGUCGACUAUGUCCGUCGCAUCCUACAAAACCACACCGAGCCCAAAAAGUCCAUCAGCCCUGAUGGCCAGGUCGAGGAGACCGACCCUCUGCGCUCCCUCUUCCCUGUCCCGGAAGAAGCCCGCCUCGCCACACAAACCCUCCAAUCCCUCUCCGCCUCCUUCGAGUCCAAGGUCACCGACCUCCUUACAGACGGCAUCCAAGUUGUCUUCAACAACGUCAUCAAACACCGUCUCCGGCCCAUCCUCUCCGACGCCUUCCGCGACAUCGAGUAUCAACCCCGCGAAGACACCGACCCCACCCGCACUGUCUACGAUGACUACGACUCUGAUGAUCCGGACUACAUGGCCGACGGCACCGUCCCUGAUGACGACGACCCCACCAGCCGCGCAGAGCUCGUCCGUCCGCGCUUCGCCGCCGCCUGGACCGAACUGCUCCUACCUCUCAGCCGCAUCCUCACCGCAUCCGCCUUUGACCGUCUCCUCACCGUCACCAUCGCCUACCUCUCCCGGCUCCUGGAGAAGCGUCUCUGGUCUUACCAUGGCCGCGUCAACGCCCUGGGCGCCACCCGCCUUGAGCGUGACGUAUCCGGGGUGGUCAGCGCCGCUGUCGAUGUGGGCGGCACGCAAGCGGCACCAGGGCGGUACCGGCACCGUGAAGCAUUCACCCGGUGUCUGCAGAUGGUCUUGGUCAUGGGCAUGGACGAAGAUGAGUGGGAAGAUGUUCUCCGAGGGGGAGAAACAGCUGAAGUGGUGGAUAAGCUGAGUCGCGAAGAGAGGAUGAGAGUGAGAGGGAUGGUGAGACGGGUUUAAAUCUCUUUCACUUUUCACCUUCCACAUUUCUUCAUUCUCCCUAUUCGUCAACGACCUUCUUCUCAGCAAAGAGUCAACUUCUUGCCCCAUGUUACCUUUCUACAACCGCAUAACAUGAUCUCUGACAGCGUCAUCUUGUUCAAAAAUACAUACGUAUUGCUUUCUCUUGUACAUAGUAUCUAUGCAUAUCACACAUACCAAGCAAGUCAUCUU
Molecule: messenger RNA, 2739 nt
Organism: Aspergillus vadensis CBS 113365
Lineage: Eukaryota; Fungi; Ascomycota; Eurotiomycetes; Eurotiales; Aspergillaceae
Product: Golgi transport complex subunit COG4
Exons: 2
Coding region: 58-2526 (822 amino acids)
Source: RefSeq, a predicted model, not a curated record